AAGCAAUCUACAUUAGUCAGACGACACGCUGCCGAUCGCACGGACGGUCGACGCAAGCACUAUCCUUUUACGACGCGUACAUCGCGAAUAAAAAAAAUAUAAACAUCAUUUUAUACACGAAAAAGGUUAAGAAAAUUUAAAUAUAUUUUUUGCGAAUUUUCGGGAUAAUUCCUAAAUAUUUUUCGGAUAUUCCGGUCGCGGUUGCAGAGGUUUUAGAAAAUAUCUCCGGGUCGUGAUAACAUCUGAAAAUCAUCAUCAUGACAAAAGAAGAGAGUUCAAUCCCUAUCCUCAGGAAGUUUGUCAUCGAUUGCUUCAUUGCUAUUGGGCUAACACUCGGCAUAUUUGCAACCUCCCUACUCUGGCAGCCGUUUGAACGAGGUUUCUUCUGCGGAGACCAGAGCCUUAUGUACCCUUACAAGCAUGACACCGUCACGGUUCCCAUGCUGAGGCUCGUCGGAUUGGGUCUGCCUAUAUUAGCCUUCCUAGUAUGCGAGUGGGGACUCCUGCGCAAGAUUGACAGCAGUGAUCGAUGCCUGGGCGUGCGCAUACCGGCCUGGGUCCAAGGAUUCUACUGUAGCCUGGCUUCUUUCGGCAUUGGAGCUUGCUUCGUGGAAAUCGCUGUGAACUUCUCUAAAAACAUUAUUGGAAGACCGAGACCUCAUUUUUUGGAUGUAUGCCAGCCGUCAAUAGACUGCAAUUCAGCUGAAUGGCAGAACAAGUACAUCCAGUCCACUGACUACACUUGCAACGGCCCACAAACCGACAGGUUUGAGGACAUGCGCAAGAGUUUCCUCAGUGGACACUCCGCUUGGGCGGCUUACUGCAUGAUUUAUUUAGCUCUAUACCUGGAAGGGCGCAUGACGUGGUCUGGUACGCGCACUCUCCGCCACGCUUUGCAGUUCGGAGCAUUCCUGCUGAGUUGGUUCACUGCACUCUCCAGGGUCACAGACUUUAAGCAUCAUUGGAGCGAUGUGCUCGCUGGAUACUUCUUGGGAACAGUGUUUGCUGUUGUUAUGUGGCGAUGGGGCACGGAUGUCGUUCUGAAGAAGAAGAACAGCAGCUCGUUACCCUUCGAGACGGUCACCAGCCAGGCGGUGCCCACACAGCAUUGAAUAACAGUUUCACUUAACUAAGUUAUAGGCUAUGUCUUCAUGACUUUGUUGCCUUAGAGUACCGGCUCUGUAGUUAGUCGGCCGAUAGUAUGUUUGGGUUUUUAAGAUAGUAUGAAGAUGAAUGGUGUCAGAAAAUAAAGAUGGACUUAGGUGGUAUCAGACCUCCUGAAAACUUUGAUUGGAAUCAAUAUUGUCUUUAAAAAAAAUAUUGCCAACCAUCUGCUUAGUUGUCGACCGACUGUUUAAUCUGCAGUGUGCUAAUAUAAAAGUGGUAUUCGUUUCUGGUAAUAAGAAAAAUAGAGAAGGACUUUUGCACGACAUAAUAAUAAACAACUAAGUAUACCUAUGUCUUUAACAUAAAAAUGCAUUGCUUAGUUUUUAAAAAUGAUCUUUUUAUGACAGAAUAUUUUUUACGAUUGUUACAAAUCGUGAAAUCGUAAAAUCUUGUAUGUGAUAGUGUCUGUCUAAAAAUAUGACAAUGAUGAAAUGCUGAAAAGGAAUAUUUGCGUUAUAGUAUCAGUUUAACUAAGAUUUCCAGACCACUUUUAUCUUUAAUCUAUUCAGUUAUUGAAUUUAUCCAAUUUAGCUUUCCACUGUAAGUCAACAAGCAUGAAGAUAUAGUCAUUAGUUCUGUUAAUAACUUGUUAUUUAAUAUAAGAAGGCUGUGUACUUUACGUUGUAUCAACGUCUAGUUUGUUAGAAAAUGAAUAUUUAAUGUGAUAUAUUAUUAUUUUUAGGUUAAUUUGAUGAAUGAUAUUUAAUAAAAUCUCAUAAUUAUAAA
This is a messenger RNA of Helicoverpa zea (corn earworm), 1893 nucleotides long. RefSeq names its product putative phosphatidate phosphatase. The coding region runs from base 258 to 1112 and encodes 284 amino acids. The transcript has 6 exons. NCBI's taxonomy places the organism in Eukaryota, Metazoa, Arthropoda, Insecta, Lepidoptera, Noctuidae. Gene Ontology annotation, biological process: phospholipid metabolic process; phospholipid dephosphorylation; signal transduction. The record is from RefSeq and is a predicted model, not a curated record. Gene Ontology annotation, molecular function: phosphatidate phosphatase activity.